AUAUGUAACUCAGGACACAGUCAAAACUAGAAAAGCAUCCUCUCUCUUCAAAAAGCAAAACAAGUACGAUUGGAACUAAGGGUUUGAAACUGGUGGUGGGUAGUGAAAAAGAUAGCAUUUUGAGUUCAAGAACUCUUGAUUUCUCUCAUUUUUGAUGUGGGUUUUGUUGACUUGGCCCCUUUUCACCUCAAACUCUUGCUAAUUUAGUUGAUGAAAGAAGAUGCCUAGGCCAGGUCCAAGGCCUUAUGAGUGUGUGAGAAGGGCUUGGCAUAGUGAUAGGCACCAGCCCAUUAGAGGUUCUAUCAUUCAGCAGAUUUUCAGGGUUGUCAAUGGGAGACACUCUUCUGCUACUAAAGGGAACAGAGAGUGGCAGGAGAAGUUGCCUAUUGUUGUGUUCAAAGCUGAGGAAAUUAUGUACUCCAAGGCCAAUUCUGAGGUUGAAUAUAUGGAUCUUGAAACAAUAUGGGACCGGGUUAACGAGGCAAUUAACAUCAUUAUUCGGAGGGAUGAGAGUACUGAGACAGGGGACUUGUUGCCUCCUUGUGUUGAAGCUGCUCUCAAUCUUGGUUGUGUACCUGUAAGAGCUUCCAGAAGCCAGAGGCACAAUAAUCCUAGAACUUACCUCAGUAAUAGAACUCAAGAUACCUCUUCUCUACCCCCUAAGGUCCUGGAUAACCCAACUCAAGGGAGAAUCCCGACAUCACGCCCACUCCACUACGUUAAUCAGUCAACUGUGGAGAGGCCUGUUACUGUGAAUUUGAACAAUUUACAGUCAGAUUCUAACAGACUUGCAAUACAAAAUAAUAGAAGUGAGCCCACUUCUUCUGGCAAGUUUCCUGCUGCAUACGAGAAGUUUCCUUCUCGGAAAAAACAGUUUCUCUCUGUGGAAGCUAACACCUCAGCAAACGUUGGUCAUGUUUAUCCCUUGCAUUCUGGCACCCAUUUUCAACCCGAAGUCUCUUGGCCAGGCUUAAAAACCUCAAAUACUGUUAUCGUUGGAACCCCAGUUUAUCCGUUAGUCGAGCCUGUUAAAAGGGGUUUCUUUCAAAAUUUAUUCCCCCGUAAUGAGGAUGACAAUGCUUUAAGCAGAAUCACUCAUUUAGACUCCAGAAACAAGCAGCAGGAGGUAUUUGAGCAGACAGAAUGUGACUUAUCUUUGAGGCUGGGCCUCUUUUCAGACCCAUGCUUGAAUAGGGGCAAAGGUUUAGCUUCUGACAUCGACAUAGUGGGUCUACACAGUUCUCAUGAUAGGGGGCAACAAUAUGAUCUGAAUUCCACACAAAACAGAGAGCAUACUUUCUUUCCCACGGAGAGGCCUCAUAAUUACUUAGAGUUGUCUACCAGUAGUAGGAAUUUUGAGGGUCAAGUUCAGAACGCAGAGGUGGCUACUAGGAAACGCAGCAAUGUAGAAGAUGGACCAAUUUUCUGGCAACCAGAACCCACUGCAAACCAUUUUAGUGGUAGAAUGAGAUGGCCAGGUUUGUAGAUGAUCAGAACUCUAUUGUACCAUACAAUUUUUUUCCUUUUUGCUAAAGAGAACAAAAGUUUAGCCGGGCUUUUCAAUUAGUAUUUGAAGCAUCUUCCAAGGCCUUCUUCAUAAAAUUUUUGCCAAAUGUUUCUUCGGGAACUUAGCAUAUGUUUCAUCAGUUGUGUCUAAAUUUUUUGUGAUGCCUAAAUUAAAGUUUGAACAAACUGUGGCUACUAACUCAGUUUUAGUAACUGAAUUCUACUAGAAUUAGAUUGCAUUAUAUUAGUAAACAAAACAAAAUGCUUAAAGAAGCUCCAUUUAGUUGCGGAAGAGUGAAGCGGAGACGAACCAGGUGUAGAUAAAUUAUGAAAAACCUGUCAAUAACACCUGCUUUCUAAAUUUGAUGAGUGCGAGGUUUAAACAUUCAUACGGUGUCUGUGUACUCGUAAAAUUAAUGUGGUGUUCAGGUGAAUGGGAUGGAAUGAUCUAUAUGUGAAACAAAAUGUGAAGCUUAAAGGUUCAAGAGAAAGAUGAUUAGGCGAGUAAGUGAAAAUGCGAUAGGUGCAAGAGAAAGAUGAUUAGGCGAUAAGUACAUGACAGAUUGUCUCACUCAAUAUGAGGGACAACCAUAUAUUGGAGGUUUCUUCUUUAUAAGAGCAACCUUACUUAGGAUUAUUGUGCAAGGCAAGGCGGAAAAGGUCAAGACUAGAACUGUCAUAUUUAUAUAAUAGUCUAGUUUUGUUAGGACUAUUUUUCAUAUCAUUCAAGAAUUUUAUGUUUUAGUUUUUGAUUAUAACACGAACCUGGUUAUUUUACUUUUAUCUAUUUUGGUUUAAUCUUAUACACUGAAUCAGCUAGACACGGAUGGGGUAAAUGUUGUACAUUUAACCUCACCAAACUCUGAAUGUAUUUGAUUUGAUUUGGUCUUGGUAUGCUGUGGCUGAUGGUCACACAUUUUGAUUUGACCGAGAGAUAAAUUGAGUGCUAGAACGGUGAAACCAUGAAAAAUUUAUGUUUGAUUUGGUCUUGGUAGGAAGAUAAAAUGAGCAUUUGGUUGAAAUUAAGCUGUAGAAAUUUUAUUUUAUGAAUUUAUAAACGGUUUUUCUAUUGUGUGCCCAUAGGCACACACUAAACACCAAAAUUUAUGAAAUUGGAGGGUUUCUAUUGGCUUAUUUUCUUUAAUAAUGGUGGACCUCCUGUAGUUACAACAACCACACCAAUCAAAACCCUCCAUUUUUAUUAAUGUUAGUGCUUAGCAUGUACCAUGGGCACACACUAGCCAAAACGAUUUAUAAAAUAGUAAGGAGAAAGAGAUGAAUAUCAUGCAUACAUGUUUGUUCUCCCUCAUUUUGGUCAUUACCUUCCGUACGGGAACAUAUCACAUAAAAAAUCCUGUCAGCCAUUCUGUCGUUUGUUUAAUGUUGACCUUUUGAUCUAUAAUUGCAAUUGAGUUAGCUCCUCCACACAACUUGUGUGCAGUGCUUAUCUAAUAAGGCACACAUUGGGGAGGACAAUAGUCAUUACUCAAUGUAAUGUACCAUACUAAAGGCCCAUUUGUUUUGGUCUGAAUGAAUGCUUAAUGAGCUUAACCGUCUGAUCCAGGCCAUUCAUUUCGUUUGGUAAGUUUUUCUUUUAGUGCUGAGCGAAUCAUAUACUGCUGAGCGAUACCUUUCUCAAAUCCUGAAUUAUCAGUUCAGCAGUCCCUAAAAUCUAUAGCCAGCUAAUUUUGGGGCAGCCAUGUAUACUAUGGUGAUUUUUUUUAAUAUUCAUGAAUUAGCUAUUUCUUAUAUAUAAUUUGCAUGAGGUCAUUAAAAUUAUUUCUUAUUAUUUAUUAUUUUAUUUGAUAAAGUCUUUUUAUAACAUUUUUUCUUAAAAUUUAUCUAAUAAUUAUCAUAUCUAUAUAAUAGCAUAAUAAUAAUAAUAAUAAUAAUAAUAAUAAUAAUAAUAAUAGUUGAAGGACCCCUUAAAAAAACAGUUGAAGAACAUUUAUACAUGAGCUCAAACGAAUUUAUCUAUUUAAAUAACAAAAUUAUGGAAAAAAAACAUCAUUCAGACACUAUUAAAAUUUAUAUGCCAAACAAUAUUUAUCGUUCAUCAUUCAGAUAUUUUAUUGAUUCAGAUAUAUUAAUCAAUCAGACGUAACUUAUUCAGAUUUGCCAAAUGACCCUUAAGAUGCAUAUGUGAUCUGUUGCAGACUUGCAGUCGCAACUCGCACAUAACAGAAAAUUUACAUUUUGGCUAGCAUUUUGCUAUAGUAGGUCCAUUUAGGCCUGUCAAUGGAUCGGGUUCGGAUCGGAUCAGCCUAAAUUCAUAUCCAUAUCCAUUUAUUUUAUCGGAUCGGAUCGGGACCGGAUUUUUGACAGGCCGAUCCAUAUCCGGAUCCAUUAGGAUCACGGAUCACGGAUCGGAUAUCCGGAUCCAUUUAGUUUUUUUUGCUUAGAUUUAAAAAUAUUUUUAAAAAAAAUCAUGUCAGUGAUUCUUAAAGGAAGGAUAGGAUGAAAUGAAACGCCGUGAUCAAAGUAGCUUCUUACAUUUUUAUUCUAUUAAAAAUCACAAAUUAAGAGGCAAAUUAAACAAAGUGAUAGAAUUUUCAAGAUACCAAUACUAUUUGCUAUAACUUUACAACUCAUGCAUACUAGUUAAUUAAACGAUUAAUCAAACACAAUCACAACCCACGACUCACGACUCACGUAAAUAAUAUCCAGGGACUCCUAUAACUAAAAAUAACUACUGCAACUAAAAUAAUAUAAUAUAUUUAUUUAUUUAUAUUUAUUAUUAUAUAUAUUUAUUUAUAUAUAUUCUACCGGAUCGGGUCAUUAACGGAUCGGAUCAUCUUAAAUUCAUAUCCGCUCCAUUUAUAAUCGGAUUUCUCUCAUCGGAUCAAAUUUCGGAUCGAAUUUUUUUCGAUGAAUUCAUAUCCGCUAAAAAGGCCCCAGGUACCCAUUGACAGAUUUUGAAUGAGAUGUCUAAUUUAAUCUGUUUGGCUUGUGAUUUAGAACUAGUUCAAAUGCGUAUAUUUCAUUUGCUCCAUCAUAAAUGACAAUACGUAUUUUGCGGGUCGAAUUCAUGUCGGGUUGUCGGGUCUGCUUUAAAUUUAGCACCCCAGCAUGUAAGCUUGGACAUUAAUUCCAGUUAUGGGUGGCAAUAUUGGACCCAACCCGACACGAAUUCGACCCGCAAAAUACGAAUUCCAAUGAUACUUGAUCAGCAUUUCUGAGCAGGUUUUAUCUUUUCGGUCUUUCUAAUGUGUGCCCAAGGGCACACAAUAAGCACAAACUCUCAUGAAAAUGGCCUAUUUUGAUUGGUCAUUAACAUUUAUUACCUAUCCACCAAUCAAAAGCUAGUAUUCACAUGGAAGUUAGUGACUAUUGUGUGCCCUUGGGCACACCAUAGAAAAUUCGUUAUCUUUUUCUUGAGCUAAAUUUCGUGCCCUGUUAAUUUUAAAAAUAAAUAAAUCUCUCAAUUUCAAACUAACUCCAGAACCAAAACGGUUUUUUAGAGCGUAAUUGGCAAACAAACAGUUACUUUUAGGACUGAAUAAUAGUUGCGGACAUCUCAGAUGCUCUAUGCAUUUUGCUUCGUGGGCUGGACAUUAUAGCCAUAUAUGUUGGGCUUUUAGUGUAAGUGAUGUAGGUCUCGAUCGUAACCAGCUAAGAUUUGUCAUCACCUUUUACUAGCAAUAUGGGCCCUUUUCCCAAUUAGUUAUGCUUUCCAACAGAAGCCCAAUGGAACACAUUUCAGAAGUUCCCUCUGUCCUUCAGUCUCACAAAUAAUGGUCACCAGUAUGCGGUCCGAUAAUCAAGUUUUGACUUUAAACUAGUAAAAGUUAACAAAUUAUAAUUUCGAAUAAAUUAAGGAAUAUUUUUAAAUAAAUUAAAUAAUACGUCUCUCUUGAAUUCCAUGUAAUUGUGGUCAUGUUUAUAUCUUUGAAAAGUAAUAGUCUAUUAUUGUAAUAAGGUUGUCCACUUAAAAUGUGAUAGAAUGAGGAUAGUGGUACAAGAAUUUUAUUCUAAAUUAGAAGUGGAAAUGUUAUUUCCAGAGCUGUUUUCUUAUUUUCAGAGCAAAAAUGUAUGAAAAUACAAAAUUACCCUUAUAUUGAUUCUUUCCUAGGCUAUUAAUGUGCAUCUAGGGGGUUAGUUUUGUCUUUCAAUUUUUCUUUGCUUGCAAAUAUAAAAACAGCUCUGGACUUAGAAAUUCCUAGAAAGAUAGAAGAGUGAUGAGGGUUUCUCUCUCCUAGCUCUAUGCUCUCUUGUUCUCUUUAUGUUGUUGUCUUUCUAUUCGCUCUUUCUCCUCCCUCGUCAGAAUUUUAGUUGGAGAGAUGAAUAUUGAUUUGGGUUUCUCCAAAUCAAAAAUUGAAUCAGACCCGAUUAAAAGUAAUCAUAUGGGUAUAUGUAUAUAAUUGUCUGUAAUUAAUUGUAUGUGUGAUUGUGUUGUUGGUUGAUAAAGAACUAGCAUAAAAGCCCGUGCAAGGCACGGGCCUCUAUUUAAAUUCAUUUUUUACAGUAAUAUAUAUUACUCAAAAAGAAAAGUCAGAAAAAUGGUUGAAACUUUCAAUUUGAACAUGAAUUUUUAAAAAAUAAAAAGCUAAAUGAAAUUUUAAUGUAUAUCUAUGAUACAAAUAAUUAAAUAAAAACUCAGUUUAAUACCCUCCAACCCACAAAGUAAUAUACUUUACAAACCCCAGACUCUACAUCCAUUUAUCACUGACAUGUGAUUUUUAUUUGAAACAAUUCUAGACUAAAGCCGGUUUAUGUGAUUCACAAAAGAACAUAGACAGCUAGCUCUCCCAUUAUCUGCAAAAGAUAAAAUACAUGAACUAUAUCAGUAACAUUGCAUCACCAAAAAAUAUUCCCCUUGACAUCUUUUGCACCUACACAGUAACUAAAAGUAAACCUGCUCUGUACACAUGACUGGACCAGGACUCAGACCGUUUUAUUGAACUAUUUUUCAUAGAAUGUUGUAGAACAACAGAGCGGCUUCUUUCAUAAUCUUCUUUAAAAGGUACAAAGGUUUAACAUAAUUUACCCCCUCAGUUUUCUGUCACUGAGUGUCCUUAGGAUUCAUGUUCUUAAGCAGAUUCGUUGCAAAUUCCUUUCUCUCGUGCGGCACAAGUAGCUUCAAUGGGAUGAGUUGCAUAUCGAGCUUGUCAUGUCGCCCGACC
Molecule: messenger RNA, 6629 nt
Organism: Daucus carota subsp. sativus
Lineage: Eukaryota; Viridiplantae; Streptophyta; Magnoliopsida; Apiales; Apiaceae
Exons: 4
Coding region: 221-1486 (421 amino acids)
Biological process (GO): regulation of DNA-templated transcription
Molecular function (GO): transcription coregulator activity
Source: RefSeq, a predicted model, not a curated record